AUGAUAACUAAAAUCAAUAAAUAAAAUUUCUUGCAAUAAAAUAAAAAAGAGAAGUAAUUUAGAGAAUUAGAGAGGAAAAAAAGUGAGAUGGCAUCUAAAAUUUUUCUAUUUUACAAAAAUACUAAAAUUUGUAAUGAAUUAAAUCAAUCCAUGAUUAAAUUAUAUCUUCCAAAAAUCUAAACUGCUUUAUCAGUUCAAUUUAUGAAGGAAUAAGUAAAUAUAUUUUAUAUAUAAGCAAACAUUUUAUAAAGUCUGCAAUAUAACACUAAAUAAAUGUCCAGAAUUUUUAAAACCUUUUUUUCUUUUAAAUAAAAAGAAUGUUUUAAACAAUGAAACAUAUGUUUUAAACAUGAUAUAACUUUUUAGUGGAUGCUUACAAAUUUAAUAAAAUAACUUUAUUAUUAAUUUAUUUAAAGGAAACCAAUUUAUAAUAAAUAGAUUGCAUGUAAUAAUAAAAUAUUAAUUUUAAGUUUUUCAAAGCCAUUCAUCUUGGAUUACAUUUGAUUAAAAUAUCUAAAUAAGCUAAUACUUUUUUGAUACAUUUAAAUGACAUUUUUAUUUCAAUACAUUAAUUAUUAAGUAAUAAUUAGUUAGGUAAAUACUUAUAUUAUUUUAGAUUUGUUUUAUAGUUAAUUUAAAAGAUUAGAUACUUAGAUUUUAAAUAAUAGUUUGCCUUAAUUGAUACAAAUGAAAGGAUUUGAAAUAUUCUUAUUUUACUAUUUAAAUUUAAAAUAAAAUGAAUAAACAGCAUGGGAUUUAGGAUAUAAUUAUGUAAUGAUGAUAGAAUAAAACAAUAAUGAAUUUGAUUAUAGUGAAUUGAUGAAUCACAUUUUAAAUUCUUCAUAGUAUAAAUAUUUAAUUUCAAUUGUUUUAACAUCAGAAUAGGAAUUAUUAUAAAUAAGAAAGUUGUUUUAAAAAUUACAGACUUUGAAAAUUCAUAAUAGUGAAUUAUUAUUUAUUAUUAUGACAUAGUUAUUGCAAGUAUUAGAAUAUACUUUUUAUCGUAUGAAUAUUCCCCAAGAUUAUAAAAAUUUGUAGUUUCAAAAUAAUUCAGAAUAAAAACAAUUAAAAAUAUUAAGGAAAAAAAAAGAAUUUGUGUAAUUCACAGAGUCAAUUAAUUUUGAAAAUCUUAUAAGUUUAUUGAAAAAUUAAUAAGUAACAAACUUAGGUUCAAUAAGUAAAUAUAUUUAUUAUUUGAUAAAUAUUGGACAUAAGAAAAAGUUAGAAAUUAUUUAAUAAAUUCAAGAAUUAAGAUUUAUAGAUAAUGAAUUUACAAAAUAUUUGCUUAAUUUAUCAAAAAUAAAAGAAUUGGAUAUGAUUCCAGCAGAAGCUAUAUCUGUUUAUUGUUAUUUUAAAGCUCAUGAAUUUUAAUUAUUAGAUGAUAAAGAAUUUAAGAGUAUAAUAUUUGAAAAUGAAAAAGUAAAAGAAACAUUUAUUGGGAUUUUUGAAUUUAUUUUUGAAUACACAAAGUUUAGCAUUUCUAAUAAUAUAAAUUAAAAUAUUUUUAAAGAACUUAAAUUAUUUGUAAGAGAAGUAUUUGAUAGAAAUUAAGUUUUGCAUUUUUAUGAUUGGAAAUAUGAAAAUAUGGUAAUUAAUAGUCGUUUACCAAUAUUGUCAUUAUUUUCAUUAAGAAUUGAAAAAUUUAAUUAAUAUUUGGAAGAGGACAAAAAGUUAUUUUAAAGAGAUUUAUUAGAAUUGUUUACAUUAGAUUAAUUUGGAGAUGCAGUUGUAAAUCAAAAUAUGAUUGUGAUCAUAAGAAGAGGAUAAGAAUUUUAAGAUGCAUAUCAGUAAUUGGAGAAGAAAUAAAUAAAGAAUAUUUUUAAAGUAUAGUUUGUAAAUUAAAUGGGAAUACCAGAAGAUGGGGUUGAUGCAGGAGGAGUAACAAAAGAAUUUAUAACAAGAGUAGUUAAUUAAGCAUUAGAUCCUAAUUUUGGUUUAUUUAUUGAAACUGCAGAGAAAACAAUGAUUCCUAAUCCUGCAUUUAUUUAAAAUGAAAAAUAGUAAGAAUUAAUCUAUUAUAUAGAAAAUAUGAUUUUAUUGGAAAAAUAAUAGGUAAAGCUAUAUAUGAAGGAGUACUAAUAGAGAAAGUUUUAAAUUAAGUGUUUUUAAAUUAAGUUUUAGGAAUAACAAAUACAAUAAAUGAUUUUAGAUUUUAUGAUUCAGAUUAAUAUCAUAGAUUAUGUAAUUUGAAGAAUCAAGAUGUAAGUGAUUUUGGAUUAACAUUUUCAAUAACCUAAGAAUUUUAUGGAUAGAUUGUUGAGUUUGAUUUAAUUCCAAAUGGAAGAUAAAUUAAUGUAACAAAUGAAAAUAAAUUAUAAUACAUAAAUUUAUAUUGUCAUUUUAAAUUGAAUAAAUAGGUAUGAUAUAUUAUAGAAUUAAUAGAUAAAAGAAUAAAGUUAAAUAUUUAGAGCUGGACUUGAAAAAGUAAUCGAUCCUGAGAAAUUUAAAUUAUUUACUAAUCAGGAAUUAUAAUUGUUAAUAUCAGGAUAACCAGUUAUUGAUAUUUAAGAUUUGAUUUCGAAUACAUAAUAUUAAGGAUAUAAACCCUAUGAUAAAACUAUACAAGAUUUUUGGAGUGUUUUGAAUGACUUUGAAUAUGAAUAGUAGAGUUAGUUUUUAUUCUUCUUCUCUUCAUGUUCAAGGGCACCAACUUAAGUAUUGUUAAUUUUUAUAUAUAAUAGGGAUUUAAGAGUUUAGAUCCUCCUUUUAUGAUUUAAAAAGUUCCAAUUUUACAUCCUAAUGAAAAAUAGAAAUUACCUACUUCAUCUACUUGUUUCAAUAUUCUAAAAUUACCUGAUUAUUAAGAUAAACAAAUACUAAAGGAGAAAUUACUUAAAGCCAUUAGUUCAAAUACAGGAUUUGAAUUAACAUGA
This is a messenger RNA of Paramecium sonneborni, 2873 nucleotides long. The record is from the annotation of a GenBank genome assembly. NCBI's taxonomy places the organism in Eukaryota, Ciliophora, Oligohymenophorea, Peniculida, Parameciidae.